UCAAGGCAUUUCACAUGCAUAGUACCUCACCAAAUAUACUUCCAUUUCCCUUGUUAACUUUCAUUGCACCUCUUAUUCUUGUUCACAUUUUGCUAGUAUUCACUUGCAAAUAAAUCCUAAUUCACAAAUCAUAUCUCAAAGAUGUCAAUGUCGAUGCAAAUGCAAUCCGGCCUCCUUGUUAACCCCGUUGGGGCUUUAUCUAAUGGUUCGAGGAUGACCUACAUGGUGUCUCCCUUAGGGUUUAAUCCUCGAAUGACCAAACGUGUCAAUUUCGAGGUGAAGUGCAUGGCUGGGGAUGAGCCGAAACCCAAACCUCAACCAAAGGUAAGCACAAGCUUCGGAGACUUGUUCGCCUUCAGCGGUCCAGCACCAGAGAGGAUCAACGGACGCCUCGCUAUGAUCGGCUUCGUCGCGGCAGUAGCCGUAGAGUUAUCCAAGGGAACAGACCUAUUUUCGCAGAUAUCCAACGGCGGAGCAGAGUAUUUCAUAGGAACUAGCAUCCUUCUUUCAGUAGCAUCACUAGUGCCAUUGUUCCAAGGACAACGAGCAGAAGCAAAAACAGAUGGCCUAAUGAACGCCAACGCUGAGCUGUGGAAUGGUAGAAUUGCUAUGUUGGGCCUCGUUGCAUUGGCUUUCACUGAAUUCGUCAAAGGUGGAGCGCUUGUUUAAGCUUGUGUUACUUCAACCCCUUCAUAUAUCUCAAGAAUCUUGUAUCGUGUUGACAUGACCGGUAGCUUGAAUAUUUUAUGUCAAACUAAAAACUUUACUUUUUUCUACAAAAUAGUAUAGUCGGACACUUGAAUGCUUAUAGUUACACUUGAUUCGUGUCAGAGUAACAUUGUUUUAAGCAACAUACAUCGAAUUAACUUUUUGAGGUGUUUGUAUGAUUAUCUUUUGUAGAAAAAAAUUUUAUAGGAUAAUGUUACAAGUUAAAGUGAAAGUAGAAAGUAGUGAUUAGUUCACUAUACAAUGUAAAAUAUUCAUGUGGCAUUUGUUGAUCAAGGAAUUCUAAUGUUUGUAUACUAAAGAAGCUUUUUAUAGUGAAUGAAAUCUUAUCGGAACGGUUCUUCGUUCA
Beta vulgaris subsp. vulgaris (sugar beet) is the source of this 1075-nucleotide messenger RNA. RefSeq names its product early light-induced protein 2, chloroplastic. Bases 142 to 669 code for a protein of 175 amino acids. NCBI's taxonomy places the organism in Eukaryota, Viridiplantae, Streptophyta, Magnoliopsida, Caryophyllales, Amaranthaceae. The transcript has 2 exons. The record is from RefSeq and is a predicted model, not a curated record.